Acaromyces ingoldii is the source of this 1870-nucleotide messenger RNA. RefSeq names its product PP2C-domain-containing protein. NCBI's taxonomy places the organism in Eukaryota, Fungi, Basidiomycota, Exobasidiomycetes, Exobasidiales, Cryptobasidiaceae. Bases 173 to 1735 code for a protein of 520 amino acids. Gene Ontology annotation, biological process: protein dephosphorylation. The record is from RefSeq and is a predicted model, not a curated record. Gene Ontology annotation, molecular function: protein serine/threonine phosphatase activity; cation binding. The transcript has 9 exons.
CAACUUCUGCAGUCCGUUUUCGUCGUCGGUUCAUUCUCGCUCCUCGUUCCGUUCCUGGUGACCAUCUUCUCACGAUAGAGAAGCGGCAUCGCUUCCAUUCCUUGUGCCCAACGACCCCUAUCCGGCGCAUCUUUGAGCGGAUUUCGCUUGUCCCUCUUUCUCCCUCUUCAAGAUGGGUCAAACGCUCUCCGAGCCCGUGACGGAGAAGAGUUCUUUGGUCGGCGAGGAUGAUACGCUGGUGUAUGCUGUCUCAGAGAUGCAAGGCUGGCGAAUCUCGAUGGAGGACGCCCAUGCCACGAUCUUGAACCUUGACGAGAAGACCGGCGACGAGAAGGCGAGCUUCUUCGCCGUUUACGAUGGCCAUGGAGGAUCUGCUGUUGCGACGUAUGCUGGCGAGUCACUGCACCAAUGUAUUGCAGAGACGCGGGAAUACAAGACGGGCGAUUACGAAGGCGCGCUCAAAAGAGGCUUCCUUAAAAUUGACGAAGAUAUGAGAAAGAAUGAGGCGCUGCAAGAGGACACUUCGGGAUGCACGGCCGUCGCGUGCCUUCUGGUCGCUUCCCCUGACGAACAGCGAGACCCCAAGAAUCCGGGAAAGACACCGAGAAAGAUCAUCUGCGCAAAUGCCGGCGACUCACGCUGCGUCCUCUCCGUGUCUGGUGAGGCCGAACCUCUGAGCGAGGACCACAAGCCCCAAAAUCCAGGCGAGGCGAAAAGAAUCCGUAACGCUGGCGGAUUCAUCGAAUUUAACCGUGUCAAUGGCAACCUGGCCCUGUCCCGCGCACUGGGCGACUUUGAGUUCAAGCGUCAGUUCUCGAUGCCGGCGACUGAACAGAUCGUCACUGCCGACCCAGAAAUCAAGACGCGCAUCAUCGAUGGCGAGGAGGAGUUUCUCGUCAUCGCUUGCGAUGGCAUUUGGGACUGCCUCAGCAGCCAACAGGUGAUCGAUUUCGUCAGGCGGCAAAUCGCCAACGGAAAAGAUCUCAAAGAGAUUUGUGAAGAAGCCAUGGACCGUUGUCUUGCUCCUGACACUGAGAUUGGCGGUGUCGGAUGUGACAAUAUGACAAUCUGCGUCAUUGCACUCCUUGGUGGCCGGACAAAGGAAGAGUGGUACGCUUGGAUCAAGAAGCGAGUCGAGGAGAAUGUUGGCUACGAGACACCCGAGGACAUUGCGCCUGUGUUUACAUCAAGCAAUGCUUCGAGCUCUUCUGGCGGUGCGAGCGCGGCAAACAGUCGCUCUAGCGUCCUCUCCGCCCUUGCUGGCGGUCUUUCCGGAGCGGGAGGCGCUGGCGGCGACGAAGAGAAGCCCGGCAUGGGUGGAUCAUUCACUUUGCCCGACCACAUCGUCUCAGCUCUCGGUGGCUCAGGAAUUGUUUUCCGGCCAGGCAGCCAGACAGACGAGGAGGGACGCAUGGUCUAUGAGGCACACGUGGUCGACCAGGACGACGAUGACGAUGACGAGGAUGAUGAUGACGACACGGAGAUGGAGACGGCGCGUGUCCAGGAGCUCGACGAAGCCGGAGAGCGCGAAGCCGAGAAACGCAAGGGAGACGAAGGAAGUGAUUCGGAGCAACGUCCCGAGCUGGCUCACCAGCCCGAAAUUGUCGAGAGCCCGCAGAACGUGGCCGCGGGGUCGACCACUUCGGCCUCUCAGGUCGAGAUUAGGCCAAGCACCGAGGGAAGAAGCCUGGGAGAGUUGACGGACAAGAGCGAAGACCCGACGAAGACGACUUGAAGAACUGGCUGAUACCCAUUUUUUUCCCUUCACUCUCCCCUUUCCUACACACCCUCACAACACCACAAGCUCUUUUGUUCUUUUCGGCUUUCGAUUGUGUGUUUUUCUUUAAUUCCUUGUCCUGUUCUUCCUUUC